UUGAUUACUGACGUCAGUUGUAAGAUGGUGGACGUCCGUUCGUGCGUUGUGAAAUCUCAUGUUGUAACGGUUUUAUAAACGUUUUCUAAAAUUUGUGAAAUUGCUCGUUUAAAUGUACGUUUGAGUGGACGCUUUUCAAAAUGUUUCCCACAAGGAAAGCCGAUGUCGAUAAACACGUUGAAGAAUGCUUGAAGAAGAUAAAUAACGAGACAGAGCGCAAUCUUCGUUGCCUGUCUUUCGCUAAGCAGUAUUUCAAAAUCGAGCGUUUCGAGGACGCUCGUCGUUACGUCUCGACGUAUCUCAGUGCAAGACCAAAUUCUGCAGAAGCUCAUUGCUUGCUGGGCAAAUGCCUGGAAGCACUGGGCCGUAAAGAAGCCGCUCUUCAAGCCUACACGACCAGCCUUCGGCUUGACUCCAAACAAAAUAAUCUCGUCCUGAAAGUUUGCGAACUCUUAGCCUCCGACGACGUGGAAAUGGACCAUUCCGGUGCUCGGUACUUUUGCGAAAUGGCCCAGUCUUUCGACCCUCACAAUCCUGCCAUCUUCAACCUGAAACAGCGCAUCCUCACGUCGGAAAAUGACGAUCCUCGUGAUGUCUCCAAUCUGAUUUUGAAGGAGUUAGAAACGCGGCCGACUGACGUCAAGUUGCGGGUGCGUCUGUUAAAACAUCUCCUGCAACAUCAUUUGGUGAAAGAGGCGUACAAGCAUGCUGCGGAUAUUGAAGCCAAAGACUUGGCGAUUUUUUGCAAUGUCACUUGGUACGAAGCCGUAGCCGAGGUCUUGGUCAAGUACCAAAGAACGGUUUCGUUGCCUAACUCGCUCGGUUGGGAGUUUUGGUUUUUGUCGGUCUCCGUUCUGGACAAAUUGGCCGCAUUGACUUUGUCCGAAACCAGCGAAAAUAUCAAAACUACAACCGAAUACAUCAAUGCAAUAUUUAACUUUGACCAAACUUUGACAAAAGCUGCUCUCAACAUCGGCGAUUGUCCCGACAAACACCUCAUUCAAGAAUUUCUGAAUCACCACAGCGCGCAGUUGUGCUUCCAUUUCGUCACUUUGGUGUUUAAACAAGCACAAAAAGAUCUUAUUAAGUACAAGGAAGCCGCAAAUAUCACUCUACCGCUACUUUUCGCGGCUUAUCACUCACAGCCACCCGAUCUACAAAGCAUGUGGUUCAACCACGCGCCUGAAAAUCGCAGAAAUUUGGUACGGAGGUGGCGAAAGGAAGCCGCGUUCAGGUGUUCACAAGCCGGGCAUGUUUUACAAGCGGCUGCCAAAGACCGGAAGUCGAUACUCAUCGAGAAAGCCAACCAGUAUUCAGUGGGCAUGUGGCGAGAGCAAUUGUUUAAAAAAUUGUUCGUCACACGUGACCAACAACUGAAAAUGAAAACAAGUUACUUUUUGAGCGACCAAAAACUACUAGAAAUCACAAUAAGGUUGCCGGAAAGUGGCGAAUUGCUUAAAUACGACGAAGAGGCACAGUUGAUAUUCCCCGACUCUUUACACCACCACAUUUGGAUCGCACUGAAUAACAAACUAUCCGAUUUGAAAUGCACAGUGUUCGAAGGUUUGCAAUACUCGAUCAAGAACCUGAAAAAUUGCGGCGCCGAAACUCUGAACGUGUUGGACGUCCAGGCGUUUAUUUACUGCGCCACCUUGUGUUCCAAAUACAAUCAGGAAAAUCUGCGCCACAUUUCGUACUACAAUCUCGACAAACCUAACGUACUUCCGGCCGCCGUGACGCAAGAGUUGGGCACUCACAACCAAAAUAUUUUCUUCAAGGCGGCCUACAAAAUGUACAAGAAUGAAUACGACUCCGGUUUGGAUCAACUGAGACUGACUUUGGUGGACGGAAUAAAAAUUCUCCGGUGUGUGGAUAACAGUUUAGACGUCAAGCUUCUAGUGACACUGGCACAGACAUUCGCCGAACGGUCCAAAAACACGACAAAACAGUCCGAGAUUGAGUUUAACGAGGCGCGAGCCGAGCUGUACUACAAAGCGGCGUUACCGAUUUUGGAAAAAAUGAAGAACAAUCAAGCGGUUUCGUACCCCCCUAAUAAACUGUUCAAUUACAAGUCGAAAGACAUGCCUUUGACUGAGAUUUGUGCCCAUAUCGAGGCCGCGAAAUUAUUCAGCGGUUGCCAACUCAUGAAGAAGAAGGAGAACGAAAAAGCGUUGCGCAUUUUCGAAACUUUGAGAGACCCGUAUGCGAGUUUUUACCAGGCUCAGAUCUACAAACACAUGGCUGAUCAACAAACGAGUCAGAAUCGGGAGAGUGUGACUUCGGAGAUGCGCAGUCAGAAUAUAAUCCUGCUCUCGCGUGCUAGGGAUUGUCUCUACUUGACGCUGGAUCGGCUUAGGGAACCGUCAGUCGAUCAGAAGCACCCCUUAAACGAACAGUUGGGGACUGAGAUUGAGAAAAUCGAGCGCUUGUUGUCUAGAAUUGACCCGGACUGUACCAACAGGAAUGAGUGUGAUGGGAUGUCGGACGAAAACGUCUCAUCGCCUGAUAGCACCGGUGAUCACUACGUAACGGGAUACACUGGCAAUACUUCAAGUUACUUUAACGGGGUUUUUACACCAAGGGCGGAAAAUCACAAUCAUUCCACUCCUUACCGGUCCGAUCUUUUCAAACGUGAGGCCAAACCGAGCCCUGAACGACUCGAUGCCCAAUUGAGACAGCUAACAGCGUCGAAAGACGCUGCCAUUAACCAUAUUCUAGAACACAAUAAAAUGAUGAUGGAGUCGCACAAAACCCUAGUAGAUGAGUUGAGAAGUUUCAAAGACGCUGUUAAUAACCUCACGGUGACUGUCGAUGAACUUAAGACGGUGAAACACAGUUACGAGGAGUUGAAAGACGUGAAAAAGUCGGUGAACGAAUUGAAGGCGUCUGUGGACGAAUUGGACAGUUUUAAGAACAUCACCGACAUGGUCUACGAAAUGAAGAAGGAACUGACGGAGUUGAGGAAAGAAGUUAACAAGACUGGACAGUUAAGUGAUGAGGAUAUCUAUGGCUUGGCGAACGAAUACGGUGCUGAGUACAACUUAAAUUCGAACUUGGCGGCUUACAAUUCGAAUUUCUACCAGAACUAUCAGGCGAGAAUGCCCGGAACGUCGCUCUAUGGCCCUCCGCCCUUAUACCCGGGCAUGUACCCGCCCAUGGCGUACGCCUACGGCGGUCUAGGCUUGCCCCAGGGCGGUGCGUUGCCGUUCCCUCAGGAACAAAUUCCGGGAAUUUCCGGGCAGGACUUCCGCGCGAUUUCCGCCGCCUUGUCACAAGUGCAACAACCUGCAGUAACCUACGGCCAAACUACACCCCAAACUGGCCUUAACCUACUCACGGCUCAGGCGCAAGGGAUUUCCACCCCUAACCCAUUAUUUAAGACCACGCCAGCCACCAGUCAGAGUGUUUUCCCGACGAUUGGAGGUGUUACCGUCACAACGACACCCACAACGAAAGCCCCUCCUGUGAAUGUUGUUAUUACAGCCUCUGAUCCCUUGCCCACACCCAAGGUUACGACCACCCAACCCAUCCUUUCAGUCACCAUUCCGCCCCAACAUUUGAAAGGCAACGUCCCCAAAAGCCAACCUCACAAUUACCAAAUUCCCCUCCCGACCACCACAGCCCCCAACACCUCGCCGUCAGUUUUGAGUAAACCACCGCCGGCCAUUUCAACUCAGAGUAUUUUGUCGAAUGUCGCACCGCCGGUUUACUCCGCCGUGUCGGAUAAAACCCCGGUCAAUGUCAGUCUGGGCUUGCAAAUCGAAAAAACCCUCGAACAGAGUUACAAUGCGAGCAAGAACGAGUCGUUGAAUAAGAGCAACGUUUCGACGAGUUCGCUUGAAGAACACGACCCGUGUCCCGAUUUUAAGCCGAUUAUUCCGCUUCCGGACGAAGUUCCGGUUGUGACCGGCGAGGAAAACGAUGUGGUGUUGUUCUGCGAACGCGCUAGGUUGUUCCGGUACGUCACCGAGACUAAGGAGUGGAAGGAACGCGGUGUGGGCACUUUGAAGAUUUUGAAGAACCCGGAAACGAAGAAAGUUCGCAUUUUGAUGCGCAGAGAUCAAGUGCAUAAGAUAUGUGCCAAUCAUUUUAUUACGAAAGAAAUGGCGCUGACUCCGAAUGCCAAGUGUGACAGGGCGUACAUUUGGGCGGCGCACGAUUACGCCGAUGAAGAAGUCGUGUUGGAGAAGUUGUGUGUGAGGUUUAAGACGUCCGAAGAAGCGAAGAAGUUUUACGAUGUGUUUGAAGCGGCCAAAAAGGGGUUAGACACCGAGGAAAGUAAAGAGGCGGCGCCAAAACCCGCCUCUCUUGGUGGUUUUGUUUUCACGAGCACGCCGACUUUUAAGCCCAAGGAGGAGAAAGUUGUCAUACCUGUUAUGAAAGAGGAGCCGGUUAAAGCUAGUCCUUUCUCGAACUUUGUGUUCGGUUCUACGAAAAACACGAGUUUUCCCACGUUCCAAACUAACUUUUCACCAGUUCAGAAACAAAGUGAAAGCCCAGGUGGCAAAGCUAAGGAACCGGUCGAUGAUGAGACUGAAGAGUUUGUUCCAACGGCUGAGUUCAAACCAGUCGUGCCUUUGCCCGAAUUAGUCGAAGUCAAAACUGGCGAAGAAAAUUGCGAAGUCUUGUUUGAGAGCCGAGCGAAAAUCCUCCGUUUUGACACGAGUGAAGAAACGAAAGUAUGGAAGGAGAAAGGAGUUGGUGUUUUCAAACUGCUUAAGGACGCAACAACCAUCAGACUAGUCAUGAGGCGAGACCAAGUCUUGAAAGUGUGUUGUAACCACCAACUACUCAAAAACAUGGAAUUUAAAUUCAUGACAAAUAAUCCCAAAGCACUGACUUGGUGCGCGAAAGACUUCUCUGAAGGCGUCCUUAAACCGGAAACGCUGGCUAUAAGAUUCAAAACAGAAGAGCUGGCUAAUUCGUUCUUGAAAGCCAUCCAAACCGCUCAAGAGUCACUCGAUGAAAAUAACUGCGUGUCGGGUAAAACCCCGAAAAUCGAAUCUCCGGUUAAACCGACCGGUUUCGGCGAUAAGUUCAAACCGGCGAAGGGAAGUUGGGAGUGUAAAAAUUGCUUCGUUGUGAACGACGGCAAAGCCAACUACUGUGUGGCUUGCGAGACACCUAAAAACGACACAGUUCCGAAAAAAAGCGAGAGUGACGCUUCUGGAGCUGCGUUUUCUUUCGGAGUUGGCGUGUCCAACUCCUGGGGCAACGCCUUCAAGCCUAAGGAAGGUUCAUGGGAGUGCAAGACUUGCUACAUCAGAAAUGACGCCGAUAAGACACACUGUAUGUCGUGUGAAUCGCCCAAAGACGACACAAUUCCGAAAAAAGAGCCCGAAAAGGGGGUGAAUUUGGACACUGGUGGUUUGAAAUUCACGUUCGGGGUUCCGAAAACUGCCGACAAGCCAACCACCGGCUGGGGCGAUUUAUUCAAGCCCAAGGAAGGGUCUUGGGAGUGUAAGAAUUGUCUAAUCCAGAACAAUUCCGAUGUCGUUUAUUGUGUGGCAUGUGAGAGUCCGAAAGAUGAUACAGUUCCGAAAAAGGAAGGUCCGAAAGGUGUCAAUUUGGACACUCCGGGUCAGAAAUACACUUUCGGGAUUCCUUCGACUCAAGCCGGAGCUAAAGCCACGUUUACUUUUGGCCAGAGUAGCAUAUCAACCGAGAAACCGUUCGUUUUCAAACCCAAUGUCAGUGUGGAGAAAAAAGACACUUCAGCGACUGAAAAAUUCGUGUUUGGCUCGCCACAAAAGCACGAUUUUGAAUUCACUCCGCGGUCACCCAGACGUAUCAGCAGCGGCGGUAAAGACGAGGAGUCUGAUGCCAGUUACGUGGAGGAAGAGGCUGAUAAUAUUUACUUCAAACCGGUGAUUCCGCUCCCGGAUAAGGUUGAAGUGAAGACGGGUGAGGAGGAAGAGGACGUCUUGUAUUGUCAUCGAGCGAAGCUUUACCGUUUCGUGGAUAAGGAAUGGAAGGAGAGAGGAAUCGGUGAUUUGAAGAUUUUGAGGCGGAAAGAUACCGGCAAAUUAAGGGUUUUGAUGCGGCGGGAGCAAGUGUUUAAGAUUUGUUUGAACCAUAUUCUCACUACUGACAUUAAGUAUUUGCCCAAGGAUGAUAAGACAUGGCUGUUCCAUGCGUCGGAUUAUUCCGAAGGCGAAAUAACCGAAGAACAAUUUUGUCUUAGGUUUAAGAACGCUGAAAUUGCUCAGGAAUUUAUGAAGGCUGUGAACGAUGCUUUGAGUGGAGCGUCCUGUGAUACAGGCAAGAAAAUUGAUGAAACAUCCGAAGGGGAAGACGUGGAAUUCAUUUCCGAGACAAAAGUAACACCAGAAGAAGAAAAAGAAGCUCUCAGAUUAAUGUUGCCUCCAAAGUUUAUGUCUUAUCGUCAAUUACCCGACUGUCAAUGCGCGCAGUGCAAAAAAGACGACGAAUAUUUGAAAGAUCUCUUCAAAACGAGCGACCAAAAGUCUACCGCAACCCCUCCAAUCAGUCAAAUUUUCAAAAAUUCGAAUACGCCAUCUAUCAGUACGUCUUCUAGCACAAGUUCGAUUUUCACGACACCGAAAGAAGAAGUGUUCAGUUUUAAAGCAGCUACUGAGACAGUAUCAUCGCCUGCCGAUAGCUCGCUCACUCUUAAAAGUCUUCUAAGCAAACCGUCACUUCUGGUCACUCCUGUAACAACUUCCAGUGGAAUAUUCAGUUCUGCCAACAAUUCAUCGAAUAUCUUCUCUUCUCCUGCCACCUCAAGCAAUUUAUUCGGCUCAAAAUCGCCCUCGAUUUUUCAAACGGCCAGUGAAACCAAGAACGAAUCGUUCACAUUCGGGGCUAAAACACCCGACACUACCUCUUCCAGCAUUUUCGCGCCGCCAACAACAGCUGCGAAAUCAACCGGAAGUAUUUUCGGGUCCGGUAGUGUGUUCGGAAGCGGUGGCGGAAGCAUUUUCGGCUCGAAAUCGACCCCAGUUUUCGGUUCGGGACCGGGAAUUUUCGCUGCUACGACCCCAACGACCACAGCUCAGUCUAGUGGAAUUUUUGGGGGUGCAACCACUACGAGCAGUUUUAAAACCACGGGUAGUCUUUUUGGUACUCCGGCCACAACCACAACGGGGAGUAUUUUCGGGGGUUCACCUGCAGUUUUUGGUAAAGGUACAAAUAAGCCGAUAUUUGGAGGAGGCGACAGUCUGGCGAAAGCGACCGAAUCGCCCGUCAGACCUGUUUUUGGUGCUGCGGUUGCGCCAACCGACGUCAAAACAACGAAUUUGAAGGAUGAGGAUGCUCCGGUUUUGAAUGCUGAGUCUGGAAUCACGUUUGCAAGCUUGGCGGCCAAAAGUACGGAAAAACCGGCGUUCGCCAAAGAGAAAAAUGACUCUGAAACCCCAUUUGCGUUUUUGGGUGCCGGGGCCCCAGUUUUUGGCUCUGCCACCCCCGACAAGAGCAAAUCAGUGGCUUCAGAAGAGGCAGAAGGUGGAGGUGAUGAGGAGUACGAUCCUCAUUACGACCCCAUAGUGCCUCUACCAGACGCCAUUGUUGUUUCAACAGGCGAGGAAGACGAAGAAGUGCUUUUCAACGAACGGGCAAGACUGUACAGAUUCGACGCUGAUAAUAAAGAAUGGAAGGAAAGAGGAGUUGGCCAAAUGAAGAUUUUGCAUCAUCCAAUCAACAAUACUUACCGGUUUUUGUUAAGGCGUGAGCAGGUCCACAAAGUGGUACUUAAUCAGUUAGUUAUCCCAGAUUUGGAGCUCCAACCAAUGACGACGUCUGAUAAAGCCUGGGUCUGGGGGGGCUAUAAUUACACCGACGAUGGUUCAGCUUUAGAAAAGUUGGCUGUGAGAUUCAAAAACUGCGACUUGGCCCAAAGUUUUUACAAAGUUGUGCAAGACGUGCUUGAUAAAGUUAAGAAAAUUCAGUUGGAGAAAUCCAAAACUGAAACAGCGGGGCAAGUCGACUUAACGAAACUUAUUCCGUCUUCGAUUCAAAAUUUCGGGGUUGAGGAGGUGAGUGGGGACGAGCAAGCCGGUAAGGAAGUUUCCUACGAGGAGGAGGACGAUGAGGAAGAGGAGGAUGAUGAGGAUGAGGACGAUGAUCGUACAGUGAUGUUCAUGAAACGGUGUACUCUCAGUGAAGAGGUUAAUGGCGAAUGGAAAGAGGUAGCUCUUGGUGACUUGCAAGUUUAUUACGACCCGGAUCUCUAUGCGGCAAGAAUUUGCGUUAGCAACGAUAAUGGUGAAAUUGUGAGCAAUACGGUUAUUGAAAAGAAUACCGUCAUGGAGUUGGAUAAGAACAACUGCGUUUGGAGUGCGUACGAUGAGUGGGGAGAUGAAUACCGGAACAGGACACUCAGGGCUACAUUCAGCAGCGCAGCAGCUGCACAAGAAUUUCACUGUAACUACGUGGAAGGCUUGAACUACGCCCAUGAGUUCGACGUGGUGAAUGAAAUGCCGGUAGCGACUGAGGAAGAGACUGAAUCGUUAGGUCAUUAAUCUGUGUUUUUAUAUAUUUCCACUGUUCCUUUUACAAAGUUUUAGUUUAGGAAUUUUAUAGGAAAGUAGGUUUUACGCAAAUAAAAACUUUAACGAA
Molecule: messenger RNA, 8577 nt
Organism: Tribolium castaneum (red flour beetle)
Lineage: Eukaryota; Metazoa; Arthropoda; Insecta; Coleoptera; Tenebrionidae
Product: E3 SUMO-protein ligase RanBP2
Exons: 9
Coding region: 141-8480 (2779 amino acids)
Biological process (GO): intracellular transport
Molecular function (GO): protein binding
Source: RefSeq, a predicted model, not a curated record